Messenger RNA from Echinostoma caproni, 609 nucleotides. Lineage: Eukaryota; Metazoa; Platyhelminthes; Trematoda; Plagiorchiida; Echinostomatidae. The record is from the annotation of a GenBank genome assembly.
AUGAUGUCGUAUGUUGUACCGUUUGUGAUUCUGGUGAUUCCCAUCAUGUUCACCAUUGUGUCUGGAAUCGUUUGUGAUAAAAAACGCAUCAAGUAUCACAAUCAUAAGGAAGAAUAUUGUGAUGCACAUAAAUUUUGUUUCACCAUGGGUGAGGCCGAUGGCAUGAUGGGUUUGAUGGCUGGAAUAUGUUUAGGAGUUAAGGAUGAUACCAGACCGAAGAACCGAUGGAUCAAUCUGAACGCGCUCAUGCACAAAACUGAUACUCAAAAUGAGAAUCACUGGAUAUUCGGUGAUGGUGAUUGGGUGAGCAUAAACAAACAAGAGAAGCACCGUCCCAAGUGGGAUGCCUUAAUGCUUCCGAGCGCUCAAGACAGGGUAGCUUUUUUAAACACAAAAGGAUUUAUAGAACGUACUCGAACGAGAGACAAAAGCUUUGAGUUCGCUUGCCACAUGUUUCCCUGGGAUAGAGAGCAAGCAACCAAGGUGUAUCUGGAGAAGUACAGAAUAAGUGGCGGUGAAGCGGGCGAUACGUGGAGUGCGGUCACUGACGACUCCGCGGGAUGCGUUCGGCAUUAUCCAAAUAUGACUGCAAUCAGCUGUGCAUUGUAG